Bactrocera dorsalis (oriental fruit fly) is the source of this 2557-nucleotide messenger RNA. Its product is annotated as protein THEM6. The record is from RefSeq and is a predicted model, not a curated record. The coding region runs from base 1486 to 2196 and encodes 236 amino acids. Lineage: Eukaryota; Metazoa; Arthropoda; Insecta; Diptera; Tephritidae. The transcript is spliced from 3 exons.
UAUUUAGUUGUUGCCACGAAAUGCUGCACUUCAGAAACAAGUGAAAAUCGUAGAGAAUUUCUAGUAUUAAAUACUUAGUACUUAUUAUGCAUAUGCAGACCCCCAAAGUGGCAUUUAGUGGUGGUGAAAUUGACGUCGCAGCUAGUUUUUUGUUUGCCACAUUUCGUAGUUUUCUUUUAGGCGUGUAAAGUGAGAAAGUUUCUGCAAAUUAGAAAGCACUUCCGCAAAUUAUUGUAUGCAAAGUUUUUCGGUCAAUAUAUCAAUUAUUAGCACUCCUUAAAAGUGUAUAUACACAUAUACACACAAAUACAUACAUAUGUCUGUAUGUAAAAAGAACUUUUCUUUGUGUACACAAAAUAAAGCAAGAACUAUGGCAGUGUGUGGCACAAAAAACGGCAACAAUUAUUAAACUUGAAUUCGCACAUCUUCUACACUGACAAAAUCACACACAUUUGCAUACACAUACAUACAUAUGUAUAUGCAAUAUUGCUUGCAACAUCACCUGACCUGUCGGGUGUGAAUAAGGCUUCAAGGAAGUGGCAGUGGCAACUAGCAGAAACAAGUAAUAUAGAGUAAUCGUAGUAAACUGAGUGACUAAGUGUGCUUACACUCGUACAUUUAUACAGUUAUGUUUACAUAAGCGUAUGUUGUAAGUGUGCGCUCUUCCGCUUCCACUAAGCGUCAAGAUGACACUGAAAUGAAAAGGAUCAUGACCCACUUUUGAUAAGCGCGAAAGAAAAGGCAAACAAAUUGACAGUAAAAAGAAUAACAAAAACAAAAAAAAUCACUCAAAUGAUAUUUGGAAGUCUAAAGAAUAAGAGAAUUGCUUUGGCAAGAAAUGUUGUAAGUGCCACACACACAUACAAAUUCAAAGUCCUCGUAAAGUGGCACAACAUUAGUGUAAAAAAAUAAUUACAAUGUAGACUACACUAACGGUAAAUUGAACUUACACUUGUUAAUCUCCCACCAAAUGCCAAAAAGCAAAAACAAAAACAAACGAAAUUACAAAAGAAAAUAUUUUAGCAAAUAAUCAUUUUAAUUAAUUGAAAUUAUACGGCAAAAAUUACACAAAGUACAAAACACAUUCGAAAAACAAAAGAAAAACAAACAAAUUAAACCUACACCGUCAGAGUCACCCUUUGGUGGAGCCGUGAAUCCUUUUUGAUUGUGCAACGAAGCCACUGCAAUGCAUAGAGUAAUUACAGUUUCGAAUCCGUAUUAGUGCAGCUAAUUACACAUAAGCCAACCGCAAUUAAAAGUAACAACAAUAACAACACAAAAUGCUGUAGUGCAACUGCUCGCUUGUCACGCUAGCGCAUAGAAAGGCAGCCGAUCAAAUAAAAUUUGUUGCUCCUUCGAGUUGGUUCCGGCGCCGGUUUUAGCACGCAACUUCGGCUUAUUUAAACACACAGACAUCCACUUAUAUAUAAGUGCAUAUAUAUAAUUAUUUAUACAUUUUGGUGAUAAACUUAUACGCUUCCAACUAUGCUGCCUUGGUGGUGUUAUUUGCUGAUUACUGGGCUGGUGCUCUAUGCCCUCUUCGAACUUCAUUACUUCCUGCGAAUGUGCCUUUGUGUGAUUCUGGCGCGCUUCGUCAAGCGAAAGUGCCAUAUUUUGGAGACGACCAUUGUUGGCGGUCUCUGCCUCACCAACGACAUUGAUUGGCUGCUCUAUCACAUGAACAAUGCGCGCUAUUUGCGCGAACUGGAUUUUGCCCGCGUGGAUUUCUACGAGCGCACAGAUUUGUAUCGCACCAUAAAACGGAAAGGUGGCUCAGUUUUUCAGGGGGCAGCUACCAUACGUUAUCGGCGAUUUAUCAGACCUUAUCACCGUUUUCACAUACAAUCGCGAAUCAUCUACUGGGACGAUCAAUCCGUUUACAUGGAGCAUCGUUUCGUGCGGCCCUCCGAUCAAUUCGUGCACGCCAUUGCAAUUUGCCGGCAACGCAUAGUCGAUUGCUCCGCGGAGGAGGUGAUGAACGACCUGCUGGCACCCAAAAGUAUGCAACUGCAAGCGUCGCACAACACGGUGAGCUCCACAGUGAGCCUGGACAAUAGCGCGGUGACCACAACAAAUCUGGAUGUGGCCGAGAAUGGGCAGACGCACGUCAAAUUGAAACCCGAUGUGCCGCCGGAGAUACAGAAGUGGAUUGAAUAUAAUGAUUUGUCAAGUAAAAAUUUACGCUCGAAUUGCUGAUAGUUGCGUUUGGUCGAAAUGCUGAGCACUUUGCUUAUGAUCAUGAAUGUCUAAAUACUCGAGUAAAACCCUGUACAUACAUACAUACAUAUGGAAUAUGUAACUGCACUUAUUAUAUAGCAAGGAUAUGCCUAGAUGAAAGAAUUAUUUAUUUUUUGAGCUCAUUUUAAUAUGAAAAGUCUUUAAGCGAAAUAUUUAAUUAAGUUUAUAGUUUUUAGUUAAUCAAUUUUUUUUAUAGUGGAAUUAUAAAUGAAGCGCUAAAGCGAAGUAGCUGUGUAUGCCAAUCUCUAAUAUAAUCUACCUUUACUACUUGUAUGUGUAAAUGUAUGCAAAAGAAUACAAGUAAAUUUGUAGGACAUAA